This is a messenger RNA of Pelobates cultripes (western spadefoot toad), 561 nucleotides long. The record is from the annotation of a GenBank genome assembly. NCBI's taxonomy places the organism in Eukaryota, Metazoa, Chordata, Amphibia, Anura, Pelobatidae.
AUGGACGAAUUCCUGUCCACCCCGCAGCACCUCAGAGGCGCACGUGGCGCGGACAAGAUGGUGCCUCCCUCACCGAGCUCCAGCAGUGUGACAGGCUCUGCUACUGACAUGCCUGGCACUGAUGCACUGACACAAAUGUCAGCCGACCUUGCUGCAAUAUCUGCCAACAUGCUCACCCGUGGGGACAAAACUGCGCUCGUAUCAGAACUGCGCACCGUCAUCCGGGAAGAAAUUGCCGCUGUACGCAGAGAUCUCACGGCACUGGAACAGAGGGUGGAUGAAUUGGAGGAACACCGCCUCCACACCACACACCAUCAGCAGGCUGCAGACUUGGCAACCACACGGCAGGGGAACAUUCUCCUUGAGCUGCGCAGACAGGUGGAGGACCUGGACAAUAGAGGCCGCCGCAACAACAUACGCGUGCGGGGCCUCCCCGAGUCCGACGACGAGUCCCCAAGAGAACUACUGACCGGCCUCUUCGUGCAACUUCUUGGUGAGGAUGCCCCCCCCCGAAAUACCCAUGGAACGAGCACACAGAGCACUACGUGGUCCCAGGAGUGA